Penaeus chinensis is the source of this 1990-nucleotide messenger RNA. RefSeq names its product STE20-related kinase adapter protein alpha-like (gene Stlk). The record is from RefSeq and is a predicted model, not a curated record. The coding region runs from base 313 to 1566 and encodes 417 amino acids. NCBI's taxonomy places the organism in Eukaryota, Metazoa, Arthropoda, Malacostraca, Decapoda, Penaeidae. Gene Ontology annotation, biological process: protein phosphorylation. Gene Ontology annotation, molecular function: ATP binding; protein serine/threonine kinase activator activity; protein kinase activity. The transcript has 9 exons.
AGAAAUAUCAAUUUAGCUUUGCAUCUGUUUCCCACAACCAAAACAAAAGUCCGUCAUUAUCUCUAAAAGAAGAAGAAAUUACUCUCACCUUUUUUCCGUUAUAAGUCGAUUUUCAGACACUGAAAGGUGAACACAAUUGCUAAGCAAGAUUUAAGUGGAAGUUACAACGAUAUUAAAGUUUAUGCCGGCACUGAGGCAAGCCUUAAAAAGAUGUAAGGCAAAGUGAUUGACGCUGCCUAGUGUCUAGCAUACACGGCACUUUACCUCACACCGUCUUGGAAAGUGUCCGUUUCUAUAGCCAAUCUGUGCAUCAUGUCGUGCCUUGAGUGUCCGUGUGCGUGUUCCCGCAUAGCCAGUCUGGCUGUGUCCCCGGAGGUGUGCGUAGAGCGUGUCGGUCACACUGACACCGCGUAUCAACCGCUAAGCCGCCUAAAGUCCGAAAGCUUUGCCUUGGAGCUGCGUUCUCCAAGUAUGGUGUCGUUUGAGGCAUCAUCAGACAACUAUGAGAUCUGGAGUCACUUGGGGUCUGUGUGUGGGGGCAUGGGGGCGGUGUGGGUUGCCAAGCACAAACCUACCAAAAAAUAUGUUGCCAUAAAGAUAUAUGAGCUUGACAAAUGUGGAGAUGAACUGGAGCUUAUACAGCACGAAAUUAGAACAGUGAAGCAGUUACGACAUCCAAACAUAAUCCAAUACAUGACAUCAUUCACAGCUGCUCAACAGCUAUGGAUAAUAAUGCCCUUCCUCGGCUACACCUCUGCUGCUCGUCUCGUAGCCACUCAUUUCUCUGAGGGUCUCCCAGAGCCUGCACUUGCUCUAAUAGUCAGGGAGGUACUGCAAGGUCUCAGCUAUUUGCAUUCAAAGAAUAUCAUCCACAGAGCUGUACGAGGAAGCCACAUUUUGAUUGACAGUAACGGUCGUGUUAUACUCACUGGUCUGCGUCACAGCGUCACUGUGGGAGAUAACAUGAGAUGGCAGAAGACAGUGCAUUGCUAUCCUCCCCAGGCACGCUAUAAUUUGAACUGGUCAAGUCCCGAGCUGCUUGAACAGGAUCUAUAUGGAUACAAUGAAAGAAGUGACAUAUACAGCGUUGGCAUUGUAGUGUGUGAAUUAGGGAAUGGAGAGGUGCCCUAUCGUGGAAUACCCUCAACACUCAUGUUGUUGGAGAAGUUGGAGGAUCGCGUUCCCUUCCUAUAUGAUGCCUCGACAGUGCCACAGAUUGCGGAGAAUGGCCAAGGUUGGGGAAUGGCCACAGACUCAGGUGUUGGAGGGAGUGUGGGAGACAACCUAACCAGCUUGGCCAUCACGCAGCGUCUUUUCUCUCCUGCGGCUCAUGACCUGGUAGCUCUGGCUUUGACUAGAUGCCCUGACCAGAGGCCUAACGCAGAUGAACUCUUGCACCACCAGUUCGUUAGGUACACGAGAAAACUUAAUGGAACUCUUCCACAGUAUCUCCAUCCAGUAGUGCCAAUCACCCAGCAGACAGAAAUAGGUGAUUCUGUUCCAGAUCUUCUUGAAGAAAGUUUAGACCAGAUAAGCUUGAACGAUGAAGUAACCUGGGACUUUUAAAUUCACAAAAUAUGCCUUAUUGUAUAUUUAGUCAAAUUAUCAAAUUGUUCCAUUUUAAAUAAAACAUAUAAUUUUCCUUAUAUAUAUAUAUAUUGCCUUUUUUUUCUUUUAUUAUUAUUUUUUUUGUGUGUAUGUACAAGUAAAAUACCAAUGAAAUGUUAUAUUGUCUCUCUUCCUCUUUAGGUUGACAGUUAUUAAAGAAAUUGUUAUAUUUUAGCAUGUAAAUGCAGUAAGCUUUCACUUACCUGCUUCUCUAUACUGUAGCUAUUUACUGUAUAGCUAAUGAUAUGUACUUGUAUGUACAAAUUAGAUUUUAAAAGAAUGUGGCUUACAUUUAAAAAAAUGUAUUUUAGGCAUUGUGUAUGAAAAAAGAAAAAUAUAUUAAGAAUAUUCCUCUUGAUUAAAAGGGAUCCACAAACAUGUA